Molecule: messenger RNA, 2027 nt
Organism: Hemicordylus capensis (graceful crag lizard)
Lineage: Eukaryota; Metazoa; Chordata; Lepidosauria; Squamata; Cordylidae
Gene: PEF1
Product: penta-EF-hand domain containing 1
Exons: 5
Coding region: 317-1156 (279 amino acids)
Biological process (GO): COPII vesicle coat assembly
Molecular function (GO): calcium ion binding
Source: RefSeq, a predicted model, not a curated record
ACCUGGAUUGCCUUUCUUUGAUAUUUUAAGCAGGAAUGAAAAUGUGAGAUGGGUUUUGGGCAGAAAACGAAAAGGAGCUUCAUUUGACCAUGCUGAGCAUGCUCCAAUGCUUGUGAGCAUGCUCAGAUACACAGGCAAGGGUUCGUUGAGGAGUAGGAAAGACCGUUGCUACACCCGCCAAAGGCCGUGCGACGCUCCUCGAGCGAGCCUCCCACCCAAUCCUGUAGGCCGGUUGCUGGGUGGGGCAGGCCCAAAAGGGCGUAGGCGUGCCAGCAGUUUUGCCAGCUAGCACGGUCAGCCGGUUGCGCAGGGCUUCAUGGCGUCCAGUUACCCGUAUGGGCAGGGCUAUCCUGGUUCUGCAGGACAAGCACCAGGCGCUCCACAAGGUGGCUACCCUGGAGGCCAAUAUGGAGGUAGACUGCCUCCUGGGGGCUCCUACGGUGGGCCAGCACCUGGUGGUCCUUAUGGGCCACCAUCAAGUGGAGGAGCUUACGGCCACCCAGCCUCUGGGCCUCCCAGUGGCAUGUACGGAGGAAGCCCAGCACCAGGCGGGCCUUACGGACAACCCUCUACUAACCCAUAUGGUGCCCCUCAGCCUGGGCCCUAUGGGGCAGGAGGGGCUGGAGCAGGAAACAUUCCCCCUGGCGUGGACCCAGAAGCCUUCUCUUGGUUCCAGAGUGUGGAUUCUGACCACAGCGGCUGUAUCUCCAUUAAAGAGCUCAGGCAGGCCCUUGUCAACUCCAACUGGUCUGCCUUCAAUGAUGAAACUUGCUUGAUGAUGAUGAACAUGUUUGAUAAAAGCAAGUCCGGGCGGAUGGAUCUCUAUGGAUUCUCGGCCCUGUGGCGCUUCAUCCAGCAGUGGCGGAACCUUUUCCAGCAGUAUGACCGAGACCAAUCAGGAAGCAUUAAUUGUAAUGAGCUGCACCAAGCCCUCUCCCAGAUGGGAUACAAUCUGAGCCCCCAGUUCUCCCAGCUGCUACUGCAACGCUACUCCCAGAAGGCCACCAAUCCUGGCAUCCAGCUGGACGGUUUCAUCCAGAUCUGCACCUUGCUCCAGACCAUGACCGAAGCCUUCCGGGAGAAGGAUAGCGGCACGGGCAGUGCCCGGAUCAACUAUGAAGACUUCCUGAUGAUGUCAGCCACCCGCAUGCUGUGAUGCCCUUCUCUCUGGAGACUAGUGUGUGGAACUUGGGAGGUGUCGAUGACCAUGCAAGAGACUGUUGGCGUUUUCAGCAAAGCUCUAGAAGGAAAACCCACUGUCAAAAAGAAGGCAGCCACAUCUGAAGGACGUUGCAUUGUGAAGAAAAAUGAAGCUGCUGUUUUCCGUUGAUUCGCAUAAUGCCAGAUGCUUAAGCACUGUUGGAUAGAUCCUCUGACAGAGUGAUAUGGUUGGUUUGCUCGUACUAGCCAGCCACAAAACAGCCUCUCGUAGUUAUUAGGGACAAACCACAUAAAGCCAACAUCUGAGUGCCAGGGUCAAUUCCUCAGUGGCCAUGAGAACCUCCUCCCAGAGGCGUUUUCUCCCCAGAUGAGUGUCCAUCUUAGUUUACACUCCAGCAAGAUGGUUGUUGGGCAGGUUGAACAAUGCCUCUUGCCUCUGAAUGACUUGUCUGGACUCUGGAAUUUGCUCUGACUUCACAAAUGUCUGCUGCCUCUGGCAGUUUUGUAUUGCCAAAGCAGUAAACCACACCUAGGUGAGAGGAGUUGGGCUCCAGCUUCUGCACUCCUUGGACUCCCUUUCAAGCGCAGAUCCCAUCCAGGGGUGAUAAGAUGUUGGGCCAAAGCUUCACGCUGUUCCCUGGGGGCCACUUCCCAGCCCAGGGACUCCCUAUGCCGUGCUCAAGUACAAAAGCAUUCUGGCCAAAGACCAAUCUAGCCCCAUUUCUUUUCAGUUGCCAACUUUUUGCUUGUGAUUUUUGUAAGUACCAAAAUCAUGGAUCAUUGAUGUGUUGGUAUGAGAUUUAUACCUAGGUUUAAAAAAAAAAAAAAAGGCUUAACCACAAUAAAGAAUCCUAAGCACCAUGAAA